Molecule: messenger RNA, 2991 nt
Organism: Cottoperca gobio
Lineage: Eukaryota; Metazoa; Chordata; Actinopteri; Perciformes; Bovichtidae
Product: dual specificity mitogen-activated protein kinase kinase 6-like
Exons: 12
Coding region: 73-1077 (334 amino acids)
Biological process (GO): MAPK cascade; protein phosphorylation
Molecular function (GO): ATP binding; MAP kinase kinase activity
Source: RefSeq, a predicted model, not a curated record
GCAGGGAGGGAGGGAGUAAAAAAAGGCAAAAGUCUUUGUGCUUCCCUUCCCCCUCAUCAAAGCAAAGGGGAAAUGUCUCUGUCUAAAGGAGGGAAGAAGAAGAACCCUGGGCUGAAGCUGGCCAAAGAAGUGUUUGCACAGCCGCCACAAGCAGCACCAGCGCCCCCUCGAGAUCUUGACUCGAAAGCUUGCGUCACAAUUGGAGAUCAGAACUUCGUGGUGAAGGCCGAUGACUUGGAGCAGAUUGAAGAGCUGGGCAGGGGAGCGUACGGGGUGGUGGACAAGAUGAAACAUGUGCCCAGUGGUGUUAUCAUGGCUGUCAAGAGGAUUCGUGCCACCGUCAACACUCUGGAGCAGAAGAGGCUUCUGAUGGACUUGGACAUUUCCAUGAGGACAGUGGAUUGCUUCUUCACUGUGACCUUCUAUGGCGCCCUCUUCAGAGAGGGGGAUGUUUGGAUCUGUAUGGAGCUGAUGGACACGUCUCUAGAUAAAUUCUAUAAGAAGGUUAUUGAGAAGGGCAAAGACUUCCCGGAGGACAUCUUGGGCAAGAUCACAGUAGCAAUCGUCAAGGCAUUAGAGCAUCUGCACAGUAACCUGUCGGUGAUACACAGAGAUGUGAAGCCCUCCAAUGUUCUGAUCAACACUCAGGGCCAAGUGAAAAUGUGUGACUUUGGCAUCAGUGGCCACCUGGUGGACUCUGUGGCCAAAACAAUGGAUGCAGGCUGCAAGCCCUACAUGGCGCGGAUCAACCCCGACCUCAACCAGAAAGGCUACAGUGUCAAGUCAGACAUAUGGAGUCUUGGUAUCACGAUGAUUGAACUGGCCAUUUUGAAAUUCCCCUACGACUCAUGGGGAACCCCGUUCCAGCAGCUCAAACAGGUGGUGGACGAGCCGUCUCCACAGUUGCCCGUCGACAGUUUCUCCCCAGAGAUGGUAGACUUCAUCUCCCAGUGCUUAAGAAAGAAGCCAAAUGAGAGACCAGCUUAUACAGAAUUAAUGCAACACCCUUUUUUCACCGUGCAUGACUCCAAAGACACAGACGUGGCCAGUUUUGUCAAGGUCAUCCUGGAUGACUGACUGGCUCCCUCUCCGGGCCCCAGCCCAUCGGGUCAGGCGGGACCUCUCGGCAAACAAACCAAAGGCCUACCUAUAUUCUUUUUUUUUUUUCUUUUCUUUUUUACUCACUGGAAUGACAGACUCUCAUGCCCCCCCGACACACACACACACACACACACACACACACACACACACACACACACACACACACACACACACACACACACACAACAGGGGGGUGGCCCAAAGACUGACAGCAGCCCAGCAGCACUGGAGAGAGAGAGAGAGGGAGGGAGGGAGAGAGUGGCAGUAAUAUGAACUCGUACGGUCAAAAACCAACUGGAGAGGUUUAAUUCGCUCCUCCAAGCUUCCUGUGACGCCAUUAUUCAACAUGACAAAUAUGAACUGAACCAGAUUUUUUUUGUUUUUUUGUCUUGCUCUUUUGUUUUUGUUUUUCCCGCCCCACUGCCCAUUUGUAUCUCUCUCUACAGAACGGACAGAGCCAGCCAUUAUUUCUUUUGUGAAAAAUAUUGUAUGAAUACUUUGAAUUUCAUCUGCAAAAAGCAACAGUUAAUGUGUAUGUUGUUGUGUAUUGGUCAGUGCAGUGAAAGAUAUCUACGGUCACUUUCUGAACGGGAGGCAUUGCAAGUUAUCUCUAGAUCUCUUGGCGGCGUGAGGCGGGAAUGUAAAGCGUCCUGUUUCAUCUGAUCCGAGCUGCGGCCCUUCAUGCAGUGACCCCUCUGUACUCGUCUUUUAGUUUUUUUUGGUUAUUAACGAGUCGGCUUCAGUGCUGCCAUUGUUACUACCUGGAGGUAUUCAGGGGUUGCCUAAUCAAGCUCCCAGCUGUAUCUCUUUCUGUGUGCCAUUUUGCAAAUCGUUCUCAUGAAUUACUGCAUUAAUUGUGUAUUAUUAUUAUUAUUAUUUUUAUUUUUUUUCUCUUUGGACUUGUUCUGGGCUGCAUUUUGGUUUUUAUUUCAGCAGCAUUUAAACUCAUCGCUUUGCCUACCGUUCUCAAUUCUGGAGUCAGCAGUCUUUUCAUAUGAGGCUCUUAUGUUUUUUUUUUUGUUUUUUUUUCAGAGACAUUAUUAUGCAUUACACAGACAGUAUGUUAGGGGAAUAAUUUAUGUGUUGAAGAUGUAAAUACUAUUUCCUUUUUUAAUGUAACAUGGCACUGUCCUUUACCUGGCAGUGCAGAUGAGUGGUAGCGUGGUUGGUAGUAGUCAGUUUUAAUGCAGUGUGACACGCAUACACAAACACUCGUUCUCACAGGGCCAGCUGACUUAUCUUACACUUAUUUUUCGGACUGAUGUGCUGUCAGGCUCAACCCGCUCAGGUUUCUGUGCUCUCCUUCAUGCGGAGCCGGCCCCAUUUUAAUUUUUCCCCAGGUCGUACUCUCCUUGAGUGCCGGAUCGAGAGCCUCUUUUCAGUCCAUGGUGGGCAGCCAUUAUCUCUUCUGUCUGACCAUACUAUGCAGAGCUCCUUCGCCUUGGGACACACGGCAAGAGGCCCUUGUCAUGUGGCAGUUUCCCCACUUCAAGUGUUCAGAGACUGUGAUGGUAAUGAUGGCGAUGAUGACGGCCGUGCCUCUGUUCGUGGCUAGCGCUCAUCGCCUCUCUGGUUUACACUGUAGUGCAACCUUUAUCAAAAGUCAGUGAGUUAGGAGUAUUUAUGAUUGUGAAUAAUAAGGGAAAGCUAGCAACGCCACAAAGAAGCUGCUAUUUUAUUUCUUUUUUCAUUUUGUUUUUCUUUAUAGUCGGCCUUCUUUGGACGGCCAUUCCCUUGGUGUGUAAAAGUGAGUUUUUACGCUGAUCACAAUGAGAAUGGAACACUUGCUCUACCUCUUACUCCUUCACUCUAUUUGCCGCCUUUUCAUUGGGUGGGACUGACAAACUUGAACUAUGGAAAGACAAAAAAUAAAGGCUUUAUUGUUCAGUA